CCUUGCCCCAUCUGGUUUGCUUCAUUCGCUUACUGUCUCCCUCCCAGAAUCCCAGAUCCAUCUCCAACUCUCAUUCUCUCUCUCUCGCUCGUCUGCUUCAAUGGCUUCUGAAGAUUCCCUCUCAUCGAACCCUCUGUUGCAGAGUUUCGAGUUCCCUCCGUUUGACGUCGUUGGUGCUCAGCAUGUCCGACCCGGGAUUCGUGCUCUCUUGCAGCAGCUCGAAGCUGAAUUGGAGCAGCUAGAAAAAACCGUAGAGCCUUCAUGGCCCAAACUUGUGGAGCCACUAGAGAAGAUUAUUGAUCGGUUAUCUGUUGUUUGGGGAAUUAUCAAUCACCUUAAGUCUGUCAAGGACACACCGGAGCUUCGUGCUGCCAUUGAAGAAGUUCAGCCCGAGAAGGUGAAGUUCCAGCUCAGGCUGGGGCAGAGCAAGCCCAUUUACAGUGCAUUUAAGUCUAUUCGAGAAUCUCCAGACUGGAAAACACUGAGCGAAGCUCGUCAACGAUUAAUAUGCGCUUACUAUGGCAUCCGUGUGUUUUCAGCUCAAAUCAAGGAGGCGGUUCUCAGUGGUAUUGCUCUUGAAGAUGACAAGAGGGAAGAAUUUAACAAAAUUGAACAGGAACUUGAAAAACUUGCCCACAAGUUUUCUGAAAAUGUUUUGGACGCUACAAAGAAGUUUGAAAAGUUGAUAACAGACAAGAAAGAGAUCGAGGGGUUGCCGCCAUCUGCACUUGGACUCUUCGCACAAGCAGCUGUUUCCAAGGGCCAUGAAAGCGCAACUGCUGACACUGGACCAUGGCUCAUUACACUGGAUGCUCCUAGUUAUCUCCCCGUCAUGCAACAUGCCAAAAAUCGUGCUCUGCGCGAGGAAGUCUACCGUGCUUACUUAUCUCGAGCCUCUUCGGGUGAUUUAGAUAAUACAGCAAUUAUCGACCAAAUCUUGAAGCUUCGACUAGAAAAGGCUAAACUUCUUGGCUACAGAAAUUACGCUGAGGUAAGCAUGGCCACGAAAAUGGCUACUGUAGAGAAAGCAGAUGAGCUACUAGAAAAGCUUCGCAGUGCUUCUUGGGAUCCUGCUGUUCAAGACAUAGAAGACCUUAAGAGUUUUGCAAAGAACCAAGGUGCCGCAGAAGCUGACAGUCUGACGCACUGGGACAUCACUUUCUGGAGUGAGAGGCUCCGUGAAUCCAAAUAUGAUAUUAAUGAGGAAGAACUACGACCUUACUUCUCACUGCCAAAGGUUAUGGAUGCGCUUUUCGGUCUAGCUAAGACACUAUUUGGAAUUGAUGUGGUGCCAGCGGAUGGUGUUGCUCCGGUCUGGAACAGCGAAAUUAGGUUCUAUUGCGUCAAAGAUUCCUCUGGAAAUCCAACUGCCUAUUUCUACUUUGAUCCAUACUCUCGUCCUUCAGAAAAGAAAGACGGCGCUUGGAUGGAUGAAGUUUUUUCCCGUAGCCGAGUAAUGGCCCAGAAGGGCUCCUCGGUUAGGCUACCUGUUGCGCACAUGGUCUGCAACCAAACCCCACCAGUUGGUGACAAGCCAAGCCUUAUGACAUUCCGUGAGGUAGAGACUGUGUUCCAUGAAUUUGGACAUGCUCUCCAGCACAUGCUUACCAAAGAGGAUGAGGGGCUAGUUGCUGGUAUCCGAAAUAUCGAGUGGGAUGCAGUCGAACUACCUUCACAGUUUAUGGAGAACUGGUGCUACCACAGGGAUACCUUAAUGAGCAUUGCUAAGCAUUAUCAAACAGGAGAAACUCUACCUGAGAAUGUAUACAAGAAGCUCCUGGCUGCAAGAACAUUCCGUGCAGGGUCCCUUAGUCUUCGUCAGUUGAAGUUUGCUACAGUUGAUCUGGAGCUGCACACAAAAUAUACUCCAGGUGGGACAGAGUCUAUCUACGAUGUUGAUCGAAGGGUGUCCAUAAAGACACAAGUCAUCCCUCCCCUUCCUGAGGAUAGAUUCCUCUGUAGCUUCAGCCAUAUAUUUGCGGGCGGUUACGCGGCUGGAUAUUACAGUUAUAAGUGGGCUGAGGUUUUGUCUGCGGAUGCGUUUUCAGCUUUUGAAGAUGCUGGAUUGGAUGACAUCAAGGCUGUUAAAGAAACAGGACAGAGAUUCAGAAACACCAUACUUGCUCUGGGAGGAGGAAAAGCACCUCUACAAGUGUUUGUGGAGUUCAGAGGACGAGAACCUUCCCCAGAGCCUCUGCUCAGGCACAAUGGACUCUUCGCUGCUUCUGCUUGAAACUAAUGUUUGCUCUUUUAAGUGGUUUCGUCUAAAGAGAGUCAGCCUCGUAACUUCCUUUUAGGAUUAAUAAUGUCGUCCAAUAAAAUGAAACUUUAUACUUAGAACGUGUUCACUGAGCAUGUUUUGUCAAGUAUUGUAGUCCAUCUUAUCAAUCAAAAUCCAAAGAUGUGAGACUGGUGAUAUAGUUAUGCUUCAUAAUAAAUAAAAAACGAACAGAGAUUCCUUCUUCGUGUUUGUACAGAUCUCUCAACAUAUUCUUCCCGAAAAAGAAGAAAGAGACAAAUAUGAAGAAACCCACCAAAUGAUCCUCUUCAUCUUUACUAGGUCACUCUCAAGUCUCAAACCUCUGUUCGUCUUCUUGUCACCAAUAAUCUAAAAGAACUAAAGAAGCUUAAUUUGAAUGAGAAGAGAAACUCUUCCAUUUCUUUCUCAACCUAGGAAUCCCUAACUACCCUUUACAAUUUUUUCCUCUCUAUCUACGAUUUCCUAACACUCAAAAACCUUUUCUUCAUUAGAAUUUUCCCUUUCUUUCCCUUUACACCGAACUACCUCUGCCCAGAUCCUCCGAUUCUACUCUCCUGGGGACUGGAGUUGUUAAGCUUAUAUAUGUUCCGGGGCUUCUUUUGCAUCCACAAAUGGCGAUUGCACACUAUCAGCAUCUGAAUCACUUCCCGAUGAACUCCCUGACUCUGAAUCUGCAUAAAGGAAGAACUGCCACUGGAACUAGAGCUGCCAGAAGAACUUGCAGCAGCAGCAGCGGUGGCUGUACAAUCCCUUUCAAUCUCCACUGAUGGAUAAUCCUCUAUUGGUAUAUCUUCUCCGAUGUCUACAUCUUCUUCUCCUGUGUCACCUCCUUUCCUCCCUCUCUUCUCAGCACUUCCCAUUUCUGUCACCAGCGGCUGAUUCCUAGGGGGAGUUGACACAUUCUGGAUGAACCCUUGUCGCUUGAUCUUGCUUGCCAUCUUUUUGUGGUUAGUGACGAAACGAUCAAGCUCCCAUAGAGUCUCAUUGUCUAAUGCUUCGAUAUCUAGUUCAAUUUCAUCCCCGUCUUGAGGUAGAGGUUCAGUUCUCUUCUUCAGAAUCUGAAUCAACUGUCCAAGCUUCUCUGGAGGCAACUCCUGUAGGUCUACGCCAAGAUUUGCCUUUUCGUCCAUUGUCAUUUGCCGCUUGUUCGGAUCCUUAGCCUUGGGCUUUGGUAACUUCCCUUUCCUUCCCUUACUCGCUUUACCCACUUCAAGAGGUGCUUCGACUUGGUUAACCGGCUGGGGAGCUGCUUCGACUUUGCUAACCGCCGGCUGGAGAGGUUGUGGUUGUGGCUGAGCCGGUGACGGAGGAGGAGAUGGGAUACGUGGAAGCUCAAUUACCGGAGGAGUGAAUGCAGGUAGUGGCUUCACUGAAUCUAGCUUUUUAGCUAUAGAAAUCUGGUCAGGGCCUUUCCUUGCAUUCUCCGCCAUAUGAUUCUGAUGCCACACUCUUGGUUUGAGCUCAGGUUCAGGACGAGAAGAUGAUCCCAUGACUUUCAGCUGUUGAGCCUCGAAUCUCAUCAAUGUAGGGUUGAACCAAACGUCGAAUUGAGCCAGAAGCUUCUCGGCCAUUUUAUAAACGUCUUGGUCCAUCGGGUUGUACGCCAACGCGUUGGUGAAAGUCAACCUAACAUCGGAGGCGAAAUCAAUCGGCGAUCUGUAAAAACCCUUUUCCAGAUUCAACUUCACCGUGCCCAGAUCCAUAGGCUUCCUCACGAUCAGAUGGUAAUCGUGAAGCCCUAAACCUAACACAUCCACAGGGUUGUUGAAAACCCAUGACCAUUUCUGCUUCAUCAGCUUCGCCAGGACCUGGCCGCACGUCGACAUCAUACUCUUCAACGCCUUCUCUGACUCCCGGUCCAUAUCCACCGGACGCUUACGGCCAGGCUCGUUCACAGCAAAAGGAUUAAUUCGCUUCUGACCAUGCCCAGUUUUCUUCUUCUUCGUCUUCUUCACUCCAACGUCAUUCGUUUCAUCAGCAAAGCUACGAGCCGGGGUAGUAUACACAGGACCGCUCACGAACGUCCCCGAUUCGAUCCGUUCCCUGAGGAACCGAACUUGCUCGAGCUCCAAAUUGAGGCGCUUCUUCAGCUCCCUGAGCUGGCUCGCGGUGUAUCCAUCGAGAUCAAAGGAAACGAAGCCUCCACAAGGUACCGAAUCACCGAGCUGCUUGCUCGAAUUGUUCCCGCAAGCCGAGAUUGGGUUAGGGUUAGGGUUGAAAAGAGGGUUGUUGAAAUCAUCGGAGAGGGGUUGGUUAGUGUAUUUCCUCAUAAAAACGGCGCCACAUUGUCCCUGAAACGACGGUUCGUUUACGAGGUUAGCCAAAACCGCCGGUGCCAUACAUUAAUUGAAGGGCACAAUAACAUUUCAGGGGGGAAUCUCUCUUCUCUCUCCACCGGAAUCAGAUCACAGGUCUGACCCUUCUAGAAAACUAAAAGAGGGAAAAUAUUAACGUCACCGGAAAACAAUUCCGGCGAUCGGGAAAAGAAGAGAAAGAAGAUAGUGUUGGAUUUUUGUUUUGAGAGCAGA
Thlaspi arvense is the source of this 4788-nucleotide messenger RNA. NCBI's taxonomy places the organism in Eukaryota, Viridiplantae, Streptophyta, Magnoliopsida, Brassicales, Brassicaceae. The record is from the annotation of a GenBank genome assembly.